AUGCGGAAGAUGCUCCUCUCUCUCCUCCUCCUCCUUGCCAGCCUCGUGGGCUCUCUCGCCCUGGAAGAUCUGGACAGGAAGGCAUUCGUUUUCCCGGUGGCAACAAACACGGCACAUGUGGUCUUGACGCCCACCAUACCACACCCCCUGACCAACUUCACAGUGUGCGUGAGAGUCUACACAGAACUGACCCGCACCUACAGCCUCUUCUCUUAUGCCAGCAAGAGAGACGCCAAUGAGAUCCUCCUCUAUUUUGAAAAACCCUAUCAAUACAGUUUUUGGAUGGGAGGUCAAAGUGUGAUCUUCAAAGUUCCACAAAAAUUCAGCAAUAGCCCUGGCGGGGAGCAUGUCUGCACGAGUUGGGAAUCGGCCACUGGCUUAGUGGAGCUCUGGGUGAACGGGCAACCUUUGGUCCGGAAGAGUUUGAGGAAAGGCUAUUCUGUCAGUGCUGAGGCAUCCAUUAUACUCGGCCAAGAGCAGGAUUCCUAUGGAGGUGGCUUUGACAUCAACCAGUCCCUCGUAGGGGAAAUCACAGAUGUGUACAUGUGGGACCGUGUUCUGUCCCCCGAUGAGGUGGUCUUUGCCUGGCACAACUAUCCUCUACCUAACUACCUGAUUGACUGGAAAUCAUUGAGUUAUGACAUCAUAGGCGAUGUCAUUGCUAAGCCUGCCUUGCUGUCUGCCCAGAGAGCCGGGUAG
Messenger RNA from Euleptes europaea (tarantolino), 699 nucleotides. RefSeq names its product C-reactive protein-like. Lineage: Eukaryota; Metazoa; Chordata; Lepidosauria; Squamata; Sphaerodactylidae. Gene Ontology annotation, molecular function: complement component C1q complex binding. Bases 1 to 699 code for a protein of 232 amino acids. Gene Ontology annotation, biological process: innate immune response. The transcript is spliced from 2 exons. The record is from RefSeq and is a predicted model, not a curated record.